Molecule: messenger RNA, 1316 nt
Organism: Athalia rosae (coleseed sawfly)
Lineage: Eukaryota; Metazoa; Arthropoda; Insecta; Hymenoptera; Athaliidae
Product: cell wall protein DAN4-like
Exons: 3
Coding region: 133-1161 (342 amino acids)
Cellular component (GO): extracellular region
Molecular function (GO): chitin binding
Source: RefSeq, a predicted model, not a curated record
CACACCUGAAAACAGGGUGACGAAUACUUUAGGGUUCCAAUAAAACUUGAUACUGUCCGCACAGCCAGCUGCUAUAAAGCUCUGUGCUAACGUAUUACGACAGUCAUUAGCAGAAAUCAAGACACUGAGAAUAUGGACAAAAGGUCUAUCACUCUAAUCCUCCUCGUGAGCGUCGCGACGCUGAUCCCAAGUGUUAGUUCUCAAGUUUGCGGCGCUUAUGGAUUCUUCUGCGAUACCUGCUCAUCGGUUCAAAUCUGUCAAUCCGGAGUCGCUGCUGGAUUCAGUCUAGCUUGCCCUACUGGUUUUUAUUGCGACCAGACAUCCACAAUGGUUUGCGGUGCAACUAGCUGCCCCAGUAAACCCUACCCUUUCUACAAUUGCGAGACGAGUGGGGAUUUUGCGUGGCACCGCAACUGCAGCCAGUACAUCUCGUGUGUAGAUACAAGUGGAACGCUUGCUCCCACUCUUAUAGACUGUCCACCGGCCAUGGUCUUCAGCUCCGUCGCUGCUACCUGCGUGCCUGAAACUUCCUACACUUGUGUCAAUAUGAGUACCACCGAAACCACCACGGGAUCAUCACCUACCGAGACUCCAAACACCACAACUGAACCAACUACAACUGCAACUGAACCAACUACAACUGCAACUGAAUCAACUACAACUGCAACUGAACCAACUACAACUACAACUGAAUCAACUACAACUACAACUGAACCAACUACAACUACAACUGAAUCAACUACAACUACAACUGAAUCAACUACAACUACAACUGAAUCAACUACAACUACAACUGAAUCAACUACAACUUCAACUGAACCAACUACAACUACAACUGAACCAACUACGACCACAACUGAACCAACUACAACUACAACUGAACCAACUACGACCACAACUGAACCAACUACAACUACAACAGAUACUACCACUUCUACUACAACUACUACUACUACUACCACUACAGAGACUGUACCAGUUUGUACCGUAUAUUCCAGAUUUCCCGUAACAUCUGAUAAAACUUGUCAGUCAUAUUACCUCUGUUAUCCCAAUAUCGACGGCAGUUUCACCCUACUGACACUGACUUGCCCGACAACAACAGUAUUUCAUCCGAUAUCUAGGAGAUGCGUUCUACCAACUGCCUACACCUGUACAAAUUAGACCAUAAAAACAUGUACGUUCAAAAUGGGUUGAAAAUGUUUUAUUGGGGAUGAGGUUUUUACUUAGGUGUAUUAUCAAUGUGCGUAAAAGAUACGACAUGGAAAUAUGGUUACGGUAUACAUUAGGACUUUUGAAUAAACUCCAAAUUCAUCUUA